GAACAUAUUUUCUCCAUUACCAGCCGCAGUUGUAAUUUGUUAUUGGUCCCUAUAUUUUGAUUAAUUUCUCGGUGCGCUAUCUGGCGUUCCCCGAGAGAGGUGGCUGAGAUGGAAACCAACACCGAAGAGCUGCGUCUAAAAUAAACGAAGUCGCACAGCCAGACGUACGCUCCUCCCCGCUGCCUUCACUCCAUUCUGCGGCUCCGUCGGGCACCAGAGCGUUAAAAGCGCCGGGAGAGACGGUCAGUUACAUAACUCCGGUCAGACUUGGAUCUUCGAGUCUCUCCCCCCGCCCCUCCUGUGGCGAUGAGUCGCAAGGUAGUCCGCCAGAGCAAGUUCCGCCACGUCUUUGGCCAGGCGGUCAAACCAGAACAGGGCUACGAUGACAUCCGCAUCUCCAAGGCAACGUGGGACAGUGCUUUCUGCGCGGUCAACCCCAAGUUCCUUGCUAUCAUCGUGGAGUCCAGCGGUGGGGGGGCUGUGCUAGUCCUACCCCUCUCUAAGACUGGCCGCCUGGACAAGAACUACCCUCUGGUGACGGGACACACCGGUCCUGUGCUGGACAUCGAUUGGUGUCCUCACGAUGACAACAUCCUGGCCAGCGGCUCAGAGGACUGCACCGCCAUGGUAUGGCAGAUCCCAGAGCACGGCCCCUCACGCCCCAUCUCAGAGCCCAUCCUUACCCUGGACGGUCACUCCAAGCGGGUCUGCAUCGUUAGCUGGCAUCCCACGGCCCGGAACAUUCUCCUCACUGCUGGAAAUGACAACCUGAUCAUCAUCUGGAACGUGGGCACGGGGGAGCCUGUGAUCGCUAUGGACGACCAUCCCGACAUCAUCUACAGCGUGAGCUGGAACCGGAACGGAAGCCUCUUCUGCACCACCUGUAAGGACCGCCGGCUGCGUGUAUGCGACCCCCGCAGGCAGGAGGUGGUAGCGGAGCGGCUGGCCCCACACGACGGCAUCCGGCCAAUGAGAGCCAUCUUCACGCGUGAAGGGAACAUCUUCACCACAGGCUUCACUCGCAUGAGCCAGCGAGAGCUGGGACUGUGGGAUCCGACCAGCUUUGAGGAGCCCAUCGCUCUGCAGGAGAUGGACACCAGUAACGGGGUGCUGCUGCCUUUCUACGAUCCUGACACCAACAUUGUGUACCUGUGCGGAAAGGGCGACAGCAGCAUCCGCUACUUCGAGAUCACAGACGAGCCCCCCCACGUUCAUUACCUCAGCACCUUCAGCAGCAAGGAGCCCCAGCGGGGGAUGGGUUUUAUGCCCAAGCGGGGCGUGGACGUCAGCAAGUGCGAGAUCGCCAGGCUGUACAAGCUCCACGAGAGGAGGUGUGAGCCCAUCGUGAUGACCGUGCCCAGGAAGUCGGACCUCUUCCAAGACGACCUGUACCCGGACACUGCUGGCCUGGAGUCGGCGCUGGAGGCUGAGGACUGGCUGGGGGGGCGUGAUGAGGACCCCGUGCUGGUGUCCCUGCGGGACGGCUACAUCCCUCCCAAGAGCCGGGAGCUGAAGGUGGCCAAGAAGAACGUGCUGGAAUCACGGCCGGCGCCACGGCGAAGCAUGUCAGCCUGCGAGACCGGCAGCAGUGGGGGCAGCGUGUCGACUCAACUGAUGGAGAAGCUUCUAGAAGAGGUUCAAAGCCUGCGAGCCACGGUGCUGGCACAGGAGAAGCGCAUCUGUGACUUGGAGAACCGGCUCUCCAAACUCACCAACGGCAUGCCCUAGGCUGCCCCCCUCCCCAACCCACCCCCCACCACAUGCACUGUCCAGACAUCCCCACCCACUCCUGUGACCAGUAAAGAGUUGCAAGCCCCCAGCUCAGGACAGAAAAAGACACUUAAAACCAAAGGAACAGUGUGAUGUAAAUACAACUUAGAAUUGAAGCAAAAAGAUUGAAAAGCUAAUCAAAUACCACUAAAAACCUACAUGCCCUGCCCAUACAGAGACGCCAAUGGUAAUUAAAAACAGCUUUUUAUAAUUUA
Molecule: messenger RNA, 1985 nt
Organism: Paramormyrops kingsleyae
Lineage: Eukaryota; Metazoa; Chordata; Actinopteri; Osteoglossiformes; Mormyridae
Product: coronin-6-like
Biological process (GO): actin filament organization; cell migration
Molecular function (GO): actin filament binding
Source: RefSeq, a predicted model, not a curated record